Molecule: messenger RNA, 6282 nt
Organism: Camelus dromedarius (Arabian camel)
Lineage: Eukaryota; Metazoa; Chordata; Mammalia; Artiodactyla; Camelidae
Gene: ULK4
Product: unc-51 like kinase 4
Exons: 40
Coding region: 259-4119 (1286 amino acids)
Biological process (GO): protein phosphorylation
Molecular function (GO): protein kinase activity; ATP binding
Source: RefSeq, a predicted model, not a curated record
GGAGACGGGCAAGGACAAUCCAAGCGCGGAGGGGUGCUGGACCCGCACGGCCUCACGUUGUUCCUGUGCUUCCCGCCUUGCUCCAUUGCUUCGCCCCUGACCUUUGACCAGUGGACUGGUCCUAAGAGGCGGAGGGGAGAAGACGCGCUCACUCUCUACAGUCGUCCAGUGGGCCGGCGGCUUCUCCCCACAGAGCGUGCAGGAGCUAAAGAUGCUAUUGGGCUGUCAUUUUAUCAAAUGUGAGAAGUCAGCCCAGAGAUGGAAAACUUCAUUCUGUACGAGGAGAUUGGCAAAGGAAGCAAGACUGUCGUCUAUAAAGGGCGACGGAAAGGAACAAUCAAUUUUGUAGCUAUUCUUUGUACUGAUAAGUGCAAGAGGCCUGAAAUAACCAACUGGGUCCGUCUCACCCAUGAAAUUAAACACAAGAAUAUUGUAACUUUUCACGAAUGGUAUGAAACCAGCAAUCAUCUCUGGCUAGUCGUGGAGCUCUGCACAGGUGGUUCCUUAGAAAUGGUUAUUGCUCAAGAUGAAAACCUUCCAGAAGAUGUUGUGAGAGAAUUUGGGAUUGACCUAAUUACUGGAUUACAUCAUCUCCAUCAACUUGGCAUUCUCUUUUGUGACAUUUCUCCUGGGAAGAUCCUUUUGGAAGGGCCCGGCACAUUGAAGUUCAGUAAUUUUUGCUUGGCCAAAGUGGAAGGUGAAAAUUUGGAAGAGUUCUUUGCCUUGGUGGCAGCAGAAGAAGGAGGAGGUGAUAGCGGGGAAAACGUACUGAAGAAAAACAUGAAAAGUAGAGUCAAAGGAUCUCUUACUUACACAGCUCCAGAAAUUGUGAAGGGUACCGACUUCUCCAUCACCAGUGACCUCUGGUCUCUGGGCUGUCUGCUCUAUGAAAUGUUCUCAGGAAAGCCUCCAUUUUUCUCAGAAAGUUUAUCAGAAUUAAUUGAAAAGAUUUUUUAUGACGAUCCUUUGCCACCUAUUCCAAAAGAUCCUUCUCUUCCUAAAGCUUCUUCAGAUUUUAUUAAUUUGCUUGAUGGUUUACUUCAAAAAGAUCCUCAGAAAAGAUUCACUUGGGCAGGCCUGCUGCAGCAUUCAUUUUGGAAGGAUGCUUUCACUAGAAAAGAUCAGGAUUCAAGCACCGAGGAUUCCAACAUGAGAAAUGUAGAGUAUCCUGGGUUCCAAGAUUCCAAGGAGCUUCUGAAGAGUCCUCAGAGUGGACAGGCGAGAGGGGAGAAGAGCGGCCAGCAGCUCAGUCACUCCUUCCGCCUAGAAAAUCCAUCUGAGUUGCAGCCUAAGAGUACUCUUGGGGGUCAGCUGAGUGAGUCCAUGUUUCUUCUCAGUUCUCGUCCUACUCCGCGAACUAGCACUGCAGUGGUGUUAAGUCCUGGUGAGAAUAUUACUCAGAAUUCACCACAGAAGGCUUCUCCUUUGACCAAGGUUGCCAGUGGGCAGCUGAGUCAACAGGACCUGGAGUCCCAGAUGAGAGAGCUCAUUUACACAGACUCAGAUCUUGUCGUCACCCCAAUUCUCGACAAUCCCAAGAUAAUGAAACAGCCACCAAUUAAAUUUGAUCCAAAGAUUCUGCAUCUACCAGCACAUUCAGUGGAUAAAUUAGUAUUUCUAAAAGACCAAGACUGGAAUGACUUUCUGCAACAAGUGUGCUCACAGAUGGACUCCACCGAGAAGAGCACGGGGGCCUCCCGAGCCAAGCUCAAUCUCCUUUGCUAUCUGUGCGUGGUGGCCAGUCACAGGGAGGUGGCCACCAGGCUCCUCCAGUCCCCUCUGUUCCAAUUGCUAAUCCAGCAUUUGCGAAUAGCUCCAAACUGGGAUAUAAGGGCCAAGGUUGCUCGGGUGAUUGGUUUACUGGCCUCGCACACAACGGAGCUCCAAGAAAAUACACCAGUUAUUGAGGCAAUUACUCUCUUAACUGAAUUAAUUAGGGAGAACUUCAGGAACAGCAAAUUAAAACAGUGCCUUUUACCGACCCUAGGGGAGCUGAUCUACCUUGUAGCCACCCAGGAAGAGAAAAAAAAGAACCCCCGAGAAUGCUGGGCUGUUCCCUUGGCUGCAUACACGGUGCUAAUGAGGUGCCUUCGGGAAGGGGAAGAACGUGUUGUGAAUCACAUGGCAGCAAAGAUUAUUGAAAAUGUCUGCACGACCUUUUCUGCUCAGGCCCAGGGCUUUAUUACGGGAGAAAUUGGGCCUGUUUUAUGGUACCUAUUCAAACAUUCCACCGUUGAUUCUCUUAGGAUAACAGCAAUAUCGGCCUUGUGCAGAAUCACUCGCCAUUCCCCCACGGCCUUCCAGAAUGUUAUUGAGAAGGUGGGACUGAACUCGGUAAUAAACUCCCUGGCCUCUGCCAUCUGCAGAGUUCAGCAGUACAUGUUGACCUUAUUCAGUGCUAUGUUGUCCUGUGGGAUUCAUCUUCAGCGACUAAUCCAGGAAAAGGAUUUUGUCUCCACAAUUAUCCGUUUACUUGACAGCCCCUCGACUUCCAUUAGAGCAAAAGCCUUCCUGGUUCUUUUAUAUAUUUUGAUUCACAACCAUGAGAUGCUGCUUUUCAGCUGCCAAGCGAGACUGGUGAUGUACAUCGAGAGAGACAGCAGAAAGACCACUCCAGGCAAAGAGCAGCAAAGCGGCAAUGAGUACCUGUCCAGAUGCCUGGACCUCCUCAUCCGUCAUAUCGUGCAGGAGAUGCCGCGAAUCCUGGGUGACAUUCUUAACGCCUUGGCUAACGUGUCUGGUCGUAAACACCCAUCCACGGUUCAAGCGAAGCAGCUGAAGAUGUGUCUCCCACUGAUGCCUGUAGUGCUUCACCUUGUAACUUCUCAGGUAUUUCGACCUCAAGUUGUAACCGAAGAGUUCCUUUUCAGUUACGGAACAAUUCUUAAUCAUAUUAAAUCAGUAGACUCUGGAGAAACUAACAUAGAUGGGGCCAUAGGACCGAUGGCAUCAGAAGAAUUUAUCAAGAUCACAUUGUCAGCUUUUGAAGCAGUGAUACAGUAUCCUAUUUUACUGAAAGACUAUUGCUCUACGGUGGUUGAUUAUAUCCUGCCACCCUUGGUCUCCUUGGUUCAAAGCCAAAACGUGGAGUGGAGACUCUUCAGCUUGCGGUUGCUCUCAGAAACCACGUCCCUGCUCGUGAACCAGGAUUCUGGGGAUGGCAAGAAGGAAGCGAAGGUCAAUUCUGACAGUAGUCUUCUGGCUCUCAUUAGAGAUGAUUUGCUUCCCCAGUAUGAGCACAUCCUCACGGAGCCCGACCCUGUACCCUCAUACGCCCUGAAGCUGCUGGUUGCCAUGACAGAGCACAACCCAUCUUUCACCAGGCUUGUGGAAGAAAGCAAACUGAUCCCACGCAUUUUUGAAGUAAUUCUGGAACAUCAGGAGAACAUCCUGGGUAACACCAUGCAAAGUGUGAUUGCAUUGCUCAACAAUUUGGUUGCCUGCAAAGAUUCGAACAUGAAGCUACUUUAUGAACAAGGGCUAGUUGGUCAUGUCUGUCACCUGUUCACCGAAACUGCCACACUGUGCUUGGACGUGGACAAUGAAAACAACGAGACAGCUGCCGCCCUGCUGUUUUCCCUGCUUGAUAUUUUGCACGGCAUGCUGACCUAUACCUCCGGUGUGGUGCGGCUGGCUCUGCAGGCACAGAAGUCUGGCUCAGGAGGGAACAUUCAGGCCGCCGAAGACCUACUGCUGCUCAGCAGGCCCCUGACAGACCUGGUCAGCCUGCUCAUCCCGCUGGUAACAGCAGCAAAAAGAGAAAUGGUUCUAUCCUUAAAGAAGCUUCCUAAUGAGGAUCCUGAAGUUUUUGAAGUUUCAUCUAAGUGUCUGUCAAUACUGGUUCAACUGUAUGGAGGGGAAAACCCAGACACCCUGUCUCCUGAAAAUGCAGAGAACUUUGCUGAUUUACUGACAUCCAAAGAGGACCCGAAGGAGCAGAAACUUCUGUUGAGGAUUCUCAGAAGAGUGGUCACCUCCAACGAGAAGCACCUGGAGAGCCUCAAGAAUGCGGGCAGCCUCCUGCAGGCUCUGGAGAGGCUGGCCCCGGCCGGCGGUUCAUCAGCCAACAGUGCAGUGGCUUCCUUGGCCCUGGAAAUCCUCCAAGCAGCUGGACACUAGGCAAGAAGGCACUUGGCACAAGCCCACCCUCGGCUAUACACGUUCACCACAUGGCCACCGACAGCUGUUUGGAUCUAAUAAAGUCAUCUGAACCCAGAACCUCUGGCUAAGGGAAGAACUGAUUCCAAGAAUCUUGGGGAGAAUUGGGUAAGACUCCACUAACAGGCACAGGUAGUUAGAAGUUUGCCUAAAGGAAUGCAGACCGCUCAAGGAAUGCGGACGUCCUUGAAGGUCUGCCCGUCUAGACCAGCUGACGGCAUCAAGGUAGACUCAUCCCCCCGACUUCGACCAGUUACCCCCUUAUCCUUGAAACCUCUCCAGCUUGUUUUGCACACACAUGCCCUUAGCAUUUGCUACUGUAAGAGUCAAGGCCAAGAAAAUAUUUGGUGGCACUGCAGAAGGCGCUGGGACUGCCGUACUGAGGAAGGCAUGGGUCCUGGACAGCUCGAACGUGGUGAGCAAACUGAGAACACUGCCCAGACUGUUCUCUGGGGCCUCAGUUUCCUCAACUGCAGAUGCAAGAGCUGGGCUAGACUGGAUCAGUAGCUGCAGUGCCCUGUGCUUCUUGGGGGGUGUGCCCCUCACGCACACUGCCCCAGACCGGACGGGAUUCCGUCCCAGGCAGCGACCCCUACGCAGGCAGAGUGCGGGGCAGGCGGCAGUGGGAGCCAGUUGGGCACAGGGGGCCCCAUCUGCUACAUCUCGGGAAGCUGCUCACACUGUCACCGACAGACCCACUGUGCCGUCGUGAUCUGGGUAGUGUGCCAGCUUCCGUGUGGCUUUGUAAUGAACACAGCAGCUCCGUGCCCCACUCCGUCAAAGGCAGUGGAAGCAGAAUUCCCCUUACCGGCCACACAAACGUCUCCUCUCCGAGCCCAGUUACAUUUUAGACACGGGGAAGAACUUACGAAGUUUUCACAAAAGGUCCUCAUCCAACAAAAAGGAACUGCAUGUAUGUUUAGACACACGGUAAGUCAAAAACAGCUCUCCCUGAGCACAAAACACUGUCAUGCCUUUUAAAGACCAAAACACAAGUUCUAACAGGUCUGCUGGCUCAGCCCUGAGAGAUGAACUAAGUUUGUCAGACCUACCACCAGGAUGACAGGAUCACCUGGCCCAUUCUAGUUCAGAUAAACAUCGACACUUAAACCAUCUUAAUUAUCAGUUCAAAGCGGAGUUGAAGGAAUUCCCCGCUCCAAAUGAGUCACACGUCUGUGAAGGCGCUCGAAGUCCAAAUCCAGGUACUUAAUUCUCCAUUAUUACCUUAAUGGAAUGAAACCAUCUGAUAGAGUUGAGGGCAGGGGGUAUACCUAUCUGGCAUUCAGUUUUGUUCUAAAGUAGCCCAAGAACUAGAUGCCUUGGAACUGAGGCAGCUUCUGGGCAAGAUUAUACACAUGACUGCAGCCAGGCUGAAGGUGACUUGGCCACAGGCUCUAACUAAGCCCAGCGUCCCUUGGUUGGAGAUGGUGGACACUCUCCUCUUACACCAGGCUCAGGACCGUGUUCGACGCUAAAACACUUCUGGUGCAGUUUCACCCAAGGCCAAAUGCUACAGAAGCUUGGCAGACAGUCUCAUCUACUAACAGUAAGACUCUUUCCAUCAUUACAACUUAAAUUAUUUCAUUGUGUGUUUUCCUCAGGAUGAAGUUGAGUUAUAUAACUUAGCACCCUCACAAGCAACCUAGUGACAGGGAAAAAAGGUGACACAAUCGAAUGAAUUAAAAGUUUAAUUCUGAACCAUUUUUAUAACCGCAUUUUCUCUUGAAGCAUUGUAUCACAGCAGGUUACAACAACUUUGGGAUAAAAGGCAACUGGUAAACUGUCCAAAACAAGGUUCCAAAUAACACCUCUGAUACUGAGUUACCCUACCCAUACAUAUCCCAAAUAGAGUUUUUGAUCAAAAACAUGAAAUAGAUCCACCUGCUUAUUUUAAGCAUAUUAAAAAGGAAACUAAUUGGACCAUUUCUAUUUGUCUAUUUUAUACAAAAAGGCUACACAAUGUUACACUUUAUUCAGAUUACAAUUAGAGUGAUUAUGAAUUAGUGUUCUACACCAUUACUCAAUUCUUAAAAAUUAGAAAUUGCUGUAGCAGUAUUCACUAUAACUUAACACUACAAGAGACUUAAAAAACUAACAGUUACUGCAAAAAAAAAAAAAAAGAAA